Messenger RNA from Colletes gigas, 4485 nucleotides. Its product is annotated as venom dipeptidyl peptidase 4-like. The coding region runs from base 574 to 2955 and encodes 793 amino acids. Gene Ontology annotation, biological process: proteolysis. Lineage: Eukaryota; Metazoa; Arthropoda; Insecta; Hymenoptera; Colletidae. Gene Ontology annotation, molecular function: serine-type peptidase activity; dipeptidyl-peptidase activity. The transcript is spliced from 16 exons. The record is from RefSeq and is a predicted model, not a curated record.
GAAGCUGGACGAUCUUUCGUCGCUGUCCGCUCGGUGCUUCGCGUUAUUUUUGUUUACGUACUCUGGUUCUCAAUAAAAAAAUCGUCUUUGAGCCGUUCGUAUCGCGCGCAUGUAUUUACGACACAGUGAUAAAACGCCCGUUGAUCUGAUCGACGCGUUCCGAUUUAAAAAUCCAGUGAUUAUCGAUAACCGUCGUCGAUACGAUUCGUUGAAACGUGUUCCGAUGAUCGUCAGUGAGAGUCUCGCGAGAGGCUCGAUGUAAUCACGGAGAAAAUGAGUGCGAAUCGAAGAGGCUGUCUUUUGACUCGAGGUGUUUGAAGUCCGUUCGUUUCUCCGUGCACAGGGACCGAUGAAAAAGUUGAUCCGCACUCGGGGAGCAUAGAGAAAGAAAGACUCGACGCGUGUUACGGUAAUAUUAUCCCCGAAGAAGUCGUUGACCAAUGAGAUUCGAUAGUUAAAGCAAUCGAGGGGAUAGGAAAGUGAAAAAAAAACGGAAGUGCAAACUGCAAUGUGCAAGAAAAAAGGUGUGUGCAUUCCUGUUAAUAAGAACAUCACCGGAGAAACUCGACCACGAUGACGGAAGGCGGACCGAACGUAAGUGACCUGAUGACGAAGAUAAAGCAGAGGAACUGGCGGCGUUUUCUGGCUGGUGGCUUGGUCGUCGUAGUCGUGCUCGGCUUGGUCGUCGCAGCGGCGGUUCUUUUAACCGGAAGCCCGGAUUCCUCCGGCUCGAGAGCGCCAAGCGCACCUGGUAUUUCCCUCGAAGAAUGGCUCGCAGGCUCGUUAUCCCCUAAGAGUUUCAACGGCACGUGGAUCAGCGGAAACGAGAUACUCUAUCGCGACGAAGCCGAAAAUCUCGUGAUCUAUAACGUCACGUCGAGGGAGCCAAAGAUAAUCCUGAACACCACUAACACGGCGCUGUCGUCGAGUUUCGACCAUCAACUCUCGGCCGACCGGAAGUAUCUUCUACUGGCCACCGAUUACCAGAAGCUCUAUCGGCACUCGUACCUGGCCCACUACAAGAUCGUGAACCUGACAACCUUGAGCGAAAGGUCAUUGGUGAACGACACCAUUUCCCUGCAACUGGCGACCUGGGCACCCCGCGGCAACGCACUGGUCUACGUGUACCAGAACAACAUUUAUUACAGACCAGAAGUGGAAAAGCCCGUCGACUUUCAAAUCACGAACACCGGUGUGUUCGGGACCAUUUAUAAUGGAGUGCCAGACUGGGUGUACGAAGAGGAGGUGUUCGGCUCGAACAAGGCAUUAUGGUUCUCGCCGAGCGGCACUAAGCUGGCCUUCGGUUACUUCGACGACACCCACACACCGAUCAUAACGAUACCGUUUUACGGCUAUCCUGGAAGUGUGACGUUCCAAUACACGUCCGCGAUCUGGAUCCAUUAUCCCAAGAGCGGUACAACCAAUCCCACGGUGAAGCUGUUCUACGUCGACUUAGAGAAGGUGGUCCGAGGUAACGCGAGCUUAACUGAAAUCGAACAUCCAGCCGAGUUAUCCUCCACGGAGCGGAUUUUAUCUGCCGUCGCUUUUCCGACGGACAAUCUCGUCUACGCGACCUGGAUGAACCGAGUACAGAACAAGGCGUACUUCCAUUUCUGUUACGUCGACGGCCCUGUACCGAAUUGCACCUCCGCGCCGCCUUACUUCGAGGAACACGGAUGGGUCGAGCAGUUCGAGCCGCCGUUGUUCAGCGACGACGGGAACUCGUUCCUGACGAUUCUGCCGCAAAGGCAGGAGAACGACAGCCACUGGAGGCAUGUUGUCGCUAUUACGAAUGCAUCCUCCGGCAGGGCGACCACCUCCGCGCUAACUUCCGGCCACUUCGUCGUAACGGAGAUAGUUUCUUGGGAUCAAGAGAAUUCGUACCUGUACUACCUGGCCACGACGGAGAAGGAGUCCGCGGUGCAGCAUCUGUACAGGAUAUCCAUGCGUGGCGCGGACCGCAAACCGAAGUGCUUGAGCUGCAGCAUCGUCCGUGAAACGGACAGAAGUCGGUGUCUGUACAACACGGCCAAGUUUUCCACCGAUCAUUCGCAUUACGUGCUCACUUGCGCCGGCCCUGGAGUGCCUGACAUCGCCAUUUACAACAGGGAAUCUUCGAAAUUGGUCACGUGGGAAAGCAACGAAGCAGUCUCGGAGAUUAUCGCGGAGAAAUUGCAGCCAGUGGUACAUCGUUACAAUGUACCGAUACCUGGUGGGUUCAAAGCUCGAGUUAGACUACUGAUUCCACCCAACGCUGAUUUGACCGGGGCCACGAAGUAUCCAAUGCUGAUUUUCGUUUACGGUGGUCCUGACUCCUACCAGGUCACGGAGAAGUUCAGAGUCGAUUGGGGCACGUAUUUGGUGACGAACAAGAGCAUCAUCUACGCGACCAUCGACGGUAGAGGUUCCGGUUUAAUGGACAACGCUAUGCUGUUCGCUGGCUAUCGUAAAUUGGGAACCGUCGAAAUCGCCGAUCAGAUUAACGUAACCAGGUAUUUACAAGAGACACUCCCGUUCAUCGACCGUACCAAGACAGCGAUAUGGGGCUGGAGUUAUGGCGGCUACGCGACAGGCAUGACGCUCGCUAAGGAUCGUCACGGUGUCUUCAAGUGCGGCAUGUCCGUGGCACCUGUAACAGAUUGGACUCUUUACGAUUCAAUUUACACGGAGAGGUUCAUGGGUUUGCCGAAGGUCAAUGUUCACGGCUACGAGGAAAGCCAGCUCCUCAACAAAGUAGACAAUAUUAAAACGAAGAUGUACUACUUGAUCCAUGGAACUCUGGACGAUAACGUGCACUAUCAACAAUCUCUGUUACUUGCCAAGGUUCUCGAGCAGAAGGAUAUAUUGUUCCGACAACAGACGUAUACGGACGAGGAUCACGGAAUUGCUCAAUCGAGUUCUCAUCUCUAUCACUCAUUGGAGAACUUUUUGGACGAGUGCUACGAAGCCUCAUGAUCGCAGCGUCGAUUUGAACCGACAAUCUAGAACCUUCCCGUCACCUGCCUCACAUUCCACCUGUAAAUACCUUGUCAUUUGUACAUACUCGAUGUACAAUAUGUAAUAUGAAGCGUUAGUGUAUAUAAUCGAGAGAGAAAUUAAAUAGGUACGCUCGACUCGAACAAUCUCGAGCGCUGAUCACCACCCACUCACCUCUUUGUGCUUCCUGACAAGUAGGGGAAGUACCUUAUUCGGAGAAAAAGUUCCCCAGGAUCCGAGGGUCGAAAGUUGACCGGAAUUAUUUUCUGCUGAUAUGACUGGUAGGUCUAAUUGUAUUGCUAUAAUAUUUUAGCCGGUCUUUAAAACGGCAAGUGUACAAAAAAAAAGUGUCAAAAACCAAACGUCGCAUAAGACUGCCAACGUUUAAAUUGUGUUCAUUCGUUUCACAUGUUCCUAGCAGACGUUGGUACCUAAAAUUUUACUGGUAAUUUUUUUACGCACUCUGUUAUCUCAAGAUCAUUGACCAACCAUCCCUACCACAAUAUUAACUUAGAAAAACACUAUAUCUGCCUCUUGACUCAUGAGGAGAAGAUAGAAGAAGAGAGGCUUAGCAUUCGCGAAUUGUUUGAGUCGAAUAUACUUAGAAGUUGUUGAGAAGUACCGGACUGGUCUGUAGAAUUUUUUUAAUAUAUUUUUUCGAGAUGAUCAGUUCGCCUGUUCAUCGAAGGCCUAACGGAUCCAACAUAAAUCUCUAUAUAUAAUAAAGUAACAAUGACGGAGAAACACUGCGUCUUAUGGAAACCCCCGUACGAGUAACUUUCACAGAAAUUAAAGGCGCGCAAAGUUGAACGAAUUCAAUGGAUAGUUUACAACUUCCAAAUAAAUGAAUGUUGUCGAAUACUUUGUUGUUAAAGGAGAAACAUUAUUGAAUGUUGUGCCACACGUGGUGACGAUAAUGGAGAUCGGUUUUUUAUAUAACGAAUCAUAAAACAUGUUCCUCUUACGUUUCAAGCGUUGUUUUACAAUUAUGCGAGGCAAGUGAGAUUUGGAUGCGAAGCAAAUGGUUAAUAGUAACUCUGAGGGAUGUUUAUAAGAAAUUACACAGCUCGGAUAACCUUUCUGAAAGAAAGCCAAAGAAAUAUGUGAGAGGAUAUCGUUGAUGAUAUUUAAUGUUUUUUAUUUAGUUUAGACACUGAGGGUGACGGUGCACAAUUCGUACGUUCUUAUUAAUAGUUAAUGCAAUCGUUAACAGAGCUUUUAUUAUUUUAUUAUCGUUCACGCAAUACAAGCUGCAAGCGCCAGCCAUGUUGUUUUUAGGUUAUGAGUAUAAUUGCAUAACGAUAGAUUGUGUAAACUAAUAUAAUCGUUGAAGAGCAUUGUUUAAAUAUAAAAACAAAUUCUUUCUUGUUGAUUUAUUAACAUUAGGAUAACGGAGCCUUCAACUAUCAUAGUUUAAGACUUUUCUCGUUGUGUAUAUAAUUAAGUUAAUGGACUGUUCGUUAAAAAUUCCUGGACGUAAUAUAGCGCAUCUAUUUCUCUUUACUAAUA